GAAGCGGAGGAGACGAGCCGGGGUGUAUGUCUCUCUCCAUGGCAUGUCUGACUGUCUGCCUGUCUGACUGUCUGAGUGUCUGUCUGUCUGUGUGAGUGUCUGAGUGUGACCUUGACCCGCCAUGGCACACAAGAUAAGGUCACUCAUCUCAAAUAAGCUGGUGCAGGCGCUGGAGUCACUAACGAGGUGUGGCAAGGAAAUCAAGGCUACCUGUGUUCUUCCCUAUAUACAGGUUGACCCCCAGACCAACCAACAGCUAGAAUUCCGAGUGUCACUACGAGAUUUGUACCAGCGUAACAUCAUAUCCUCUGAUGGCCACAAGGGUCUCGGCAAGGUGGGUGCGUCAUUGGUGGAGCGAUUUGAGACAGACCCAUCCAUCUCGGCUGUGUACAUCCGCCAGACAAGGGCAGACAUCCGGCUCAACUUUAAGGUGAAUUCAAGGCAGUUGGUGUCUGAGGUGGUCGGGUUGGUGACGGAGCAACCUGGUGAUUUUUGGCGGAAGAGUGGACUGGUGAGCCUUCUUCCACCGCAGAGGGUCGUGGUGGAGUUCAGCUCUCCGAACAUCGCCAAGCCAUUCCACGUUGGCCACCUUCGUUCCACCAUCAUUGGGAACUUCGUGGCCAACAUAAAUGAGGCAGUCGGUCACCAAGUCACUCGAAUCAACUUUCUUGGUGACUGGGGGACGCAAUUUGGUCUCCUCAAGUACGGAUACGACCAGCAGCAACUCACCCUGUCAGACUUGGAGGGAGACGCAAUCGCAACACUCCACCGGGCUUAUGUGUGGGCAAACCAGCGUGCCUCCGAGGACCCUAAAGUCAUCCAGAUCGCACGGGAGACCUUCGCCCGGAUGGAGGAGGGGGACAGGGGGGAGUUGGCCGCCUGGGAGACCUUCCGACAAGUUUCCAUCCGUGAUUUGAAACGCGUAUACGGACGUUUGAAUGUCAAGUUUGAUGAGUACCACGGGGAAAGCAUGUAUUCGAGAGGAGCUUGUAGACGCAUAUUGACGGACAUGGAGGGUUCCGGGCUCAUCCGUGUCGUGGAUGGGCGGAAGGUCUACCAGGUCAGCCCAGGUCAUGAGGUCACGCUGGAGAAGAGCGACGGAUCAAGUUUGUAUAUUACUCGAGAUAUUGUCGCUGCGGAAGAUCGAUUUUCACGCUACGACUUCACGAGGAUGUAUUAUGUGGUAGAAAACGGGCAAUCGGACCACUUCACGGCCCUGUUUUCUAUUCUGGCGGCCCUGGGACACCCCUGGGCCGGUUCGCUGUCCCAUGUGAAGUUUGGCAGGGUGAAAGGAAUGAGCAGCAGGAAGGGGACAACUGUGGCACUCGAGGACCUGCUGGAUGGUGCCAGAGAGGUCAUGGAACACAAGCAGCAGGUGGCCAAGACGACCAAGAGGGGAGCCAGCGUCAGCAGGGAGUCAGCAGAUGAACUGGCAGUGUCGUCUGUCAUUGUGGGAGAUUUGAAGCAGAGAAGACAAAGAGAUUAUGAAUUUUCCUGGGACAAGGCACUGCAGGCAACAGGUGACACAGGGGUGAAGCUGCAGUACCUCCACUGUCGCCUGGUGAGCCUGGAGCAGCACUGUGGGGUGCGGCACCAGCGGGUCACCACAGCGCCACUGGUCGAACCGCAGGCAUUGGCACUUGUCAGGGAAAUUGCCAGGUUUGACGAAGUAUUGGUGGAGACUUACCAUGAAUUAGAGGCCUGUGUGUUGCUGGCGUACCUGUUCAAACUGUGCAGUGUUACCAAUGGCGCCUUUAAGGAACUGCAAAUCAAGGGUGCCAAUAAGGAGGUGGCACAGGCAAGGCUGGCACUGUUCCUGGCCGCUCGACACACCCUGGCUGCUGGUAUGGCCAUCCUGGGGCUCCGGCCAAUGCAGCGGAUGUGAGGGGUGCCUGGAUGGUUGGUGGAUGGUUCAAUGAACGCGCGGUGCCUAUCAAGAUGGCGGCGAUGAAUAAGACAAAAGACAGUCGGCCUCGCACCUCCCGACUCCCUCCCUUAUUGCUCUUAAUGGGAUCGGAACCCUUUCCUGCCGCAGCGAAGAGGUUCCAACCCCACUCCGGCACCUCCUUUUGUUUAUAUAAGGGAUCGAUUCACGUUUUCUGUUAUCUCUUGCGUGUGUGUGGUGUUUGUAGUCAUUUAAAGGGUUUCUGUUUUUUAGGUAGUCUUCUAAAGGUUCUAUUUCAGUUGGUGGUGUUUCUAAAAGGAUCUGUUUGAAGGAGUAGACAUUUAAAAGGGUGUCUAUAUUUUAAGGAGCCAUUUAAAGGGUCUAUAUUUUAAGUAGGUGCCAUUUUAAGGGUCUAUGUGUGUGUGGAUAUUUCAGUGUGUGUGGAUAUUGUGUGUGUGAGUACUUGAGUGUGUGUGGAUACUUGCGUGUGUG
Messenger RNA from Portunus trituberculatus (swimming crab), 2377 nucleotides. RefSeq names its product probable arginine--tRNA ligase, mitochondrial (gene ArgRS-m). The record is from RefSeq and is a predicted model, not a curated record. Gene Ontology annotation, molecular function: ATP binding; arginine-tRNA ligase activity. Gene Ontology annotation, cellular component: mitochondrion. Lineage: Eukaryota; Metazoa; Arthropoda; Malacostraca; Decapoda; Portunidae. Gene Ontology annotation, biological process: arginyl-tRNA aminoacylation; mitochondrial translation.